CUUCCGUAAAGCAGUGAUAAAGAUGGCGGCUGCCGCCGGAUCAGGCAUCGUGGUUCCCCGCAGCUUUCGGCUGCUGGAGGAACUGGAGGACGGUCAGAAAGGAGGCGGCGACGGCACGGUGAGCUGGGGCCUCGAAGACGACGACGACAUGACGUUAACUCACUGGAACGGCAUGAUCAUCGGCCCCGCCAAGACUGUGUAUGAAGGCAAGAUAUACAGUCUGAAAAUAGAAUGUGGAUCCAGAUACCCUGAGUACCCUCCUCACGUGCGCUUUGUGAACAAGAUCAACUUGAGCGGCGUGCACAGUUCCAAUGGUGUGGUGGACAUCAAGUCGCUGACAGCGCUGUGCAGGUGGAAGAACUCCUACAACAUCCGGACGGUGCUGCAGGAGCUCAGACAGCACAUGAUGACGAAAGAGAACAACAGGCUGUCCCAGCCACCUGAAGGCCAGGUGUACAACUGAGACUCCUGCUGCCACACACACACACACACGCACCCUCUCACACCCUCUCACACACACACUCCAAGACUCGACUCGGAGCCUUCCCAUUGGACAGAGAGGAAGUCUAUUACAGUCCACAUUCUGCAGACCAGAUGUUACCAAACAAAACAUACUGUACAUUUAAUGAUGUUAUUUUUUUAUUCUGUCUGUGUUCUUCAUCCAGAUUGUAAAAUAACACAUGAGCUGAUUGAGUGUUACCAAUCAUGUGUGUGCAGUGGACAGUGAGUCCCUGUUAUAUGUAGGUAUUGUGGUGAGGGGAAAAGAAAACACACCUCUGUAACCCUGACUUAAAUAUGAAUGUUAAAUAUUGGGAUCAUUCCUCACAAACCUCACCAUCCUGCAGUAUACUGACACAGAUCCCCCUCACUAAGAUAAUAAUGCACCCCUCCAAAUUUUGCUUUGUUCAGUCCCCGGGGCCACAUCACUCUCAAAUGAAUUCCCCAUUUUUUCCCUUGCGAUCCCGACAAUGUGAAUUUGCCGGGCCGUCUUUUGGAACGAGCGCACGUCCGGUUACACGGGAAUAAACUGCUACUAGACAUUCAGAGACGUAUAUAUCAACAGGGCACUGCUGGCUCAUCACUCAUGUUCUCAGACCUGUCUUCAGUGUGCCAUAUGGUUCAUAGCGCUUUGUGAUGGUGAUUGAUUAUUAGCAGCCGGGGAGGGGGGAGGGGGGGGGGGGGGGGGGCGCAUAGUUUGUGUGCUCGGGACCUUUUACACGAUCACAACUGUACUGUGGGCCUGUGUGGAGCAGGAGGAGCUGUGACUUUUUUUUUUUUUUUGUUAAAUGUUGCUGUUUUUUGGAUUCUUGUUUCAGUUCCUUUGGUCUCUGGGCUGACCUGUGUAAACUCCAUGGAGUCUUCUCUUUCAUACAGAGAACGCCCACUGAACGCAAUGUACGACUUUGGAUGUUUAUUUUAUAAAUGGGGUUGAAUCUAAUCAGGGUGACGGUGAACUGUUGCAUGGUUUUAUUUGAAUUAAACGUUAUUACU
This is a messenger RNA of Scomber scombrus (Atlantic mackerel), 1491 nucleotides long. RefSeq names its product ubiquitin-conjugating enzyme E2 variant 1 (gene ube2v1). The record is from RefSeq and is a predicted model, not a curated record. The coding region runs from base 23 to 463 and encodes 146 amino acids. Gene Ontology annotation, biological process: DNA damage tolerance; protein K63-linked ubiquitination. Gene Ontology annotation, cellular component: nucleus. The transcript has 4 exons. NCBI's taxonomy places the organism in Eukaryota, Metazoa, Chordata, Actinopteri, Scombriformes, Scombridae.